AUGGCAUGGACUAUUGAUGUUUUUUUUGAAGCAAUUUGUUUUUACUUCGGUGUCCUAAGAGCCGAAGAAGAAGAGCAUUGGAAUGUUUCAACUAAUCCUUGCAAUGUGCGCGCUACAGAUGUCAUGACAGCGGUGUACGGGUUUAGUAGCGUAAUGAGCAAGGUCUUGGGCCGGCUCAACAAGGACGACGUGGUAUUCAGAGGACGCAUUGCAGCUGUGGAGAUUGAGAGCCAUAGAGAACGGAUUCCAAGCUCCGCUCAUGUAGUAGUUCCGGGUUACGAAAGGAGUGGAUACAAGCGACGGCGCACUUUGUGGAAAUCACUCAAUGGAGAUGGCAAGACCCUGCACCUGCAGGGCAACAAGGCAGAUAGCAAAACUUUUGCCUCAGGGUCUAAGACAUGGGACUUUUGUGGCACAGCCUCCCGGGAACGCGUCAAGAGGCAAGAGACGACAAGCAACGAGCGCGAUGAGCAGGGUCGCUGUGCGGGACAAGAAGCCGCAGCGGGAGCAGGCAUUUGCAUUGGACAAGACAGCACGGUUGAGAUCUUCUGGCAUAUGGAUGUAGAUUGUUACUUCGCGCAGUUUCAGGCCAUGUGGACGUCAAAGAGCACAGACCGGGUUUAG
Molecule: messenger RNA, 624 nt
Organism: Bipolaris sorokiniana ND90Pr
Lineage: Eukaryota; Fungi; Ascomycota; Dothideomycetes; Pleosporales; Pleosporaceae
Exons: 4
Coding region: 1-624 (207 amino acids)
Source: RefSeq, a predicted model, not a curated record